CCUCACUCCAUGGCUCGCCUAAUCCGACCUCUAAGAAACUCCAUCUCUUGCUCCUCUUCUUCUUGUAGAAUCCUAAUUCCAGAGAUGCCCAGUUGGCAUCUUGCACCAGAAAAACAAGUCUCCCUCUUAAACCCUAAGCUUGUCAGAAACUACAUCUCUGAAAAGCGCAAAUCGGCUUUCGAAGGCAACAUGCUCAAACUCCUACGCAGUGAAAUCCAAUACGAACUCGAUCGCUCCCCUCCUAAUCAGCCAGUUUCACAAUUCAACUCAUUUACAGUUGACAACCGGUCUGGCGAACAAUGGAUAAGCAUGAAGAGAAAAUUUGGACAUAAUGAAGACAUAAAGAUUGAAGCCACCAUGUAUGAUGGAUAUGUUCCUGUUACAAAAUCUGGAGGUGGCGGUGGUGGUGGUGGUGGUGAAGGCCUUGGACCAGAUGUGCAACUUCACAUUUCUAUGGUUGUCAAUAUCUCCAGGGAGAAGGGUGGCAGUGCAUUGGAGAUUAUGUGCUCAGUUUGGCCAGAUACCAUAGAGAUCGACAAGCUGUUUGUAAGAAAACCUGAGAAUAUGCCAGCUCAGCCAUAUACGGGUCCUGAAUUCAAGGAACUUGAUGAUGAUUUACAAGACUCGCUCUACGAAUUCUUAGAAACGAGGGGUAUAAAUGAUGAUCUUGCUGUUUUCUUGCACUCAUAUAUGAAGAACAAAGAUAAAACUGAGUUCAUUAGAUGGAUGGGAACUGUAAAAUCAUACUUUGAAAAGAAGAAGAGUUAUUGAUACCUCAACAAUUUGAACAAAUCUUAUGCCGAAUGACACUUUCUCUUGGGUAAUGAAAACUCAGCCUAGAUGCCAUUUUGGCGUUGCAUUUGGUCUUAUGCAGUUAUCUUUGGUUCAGAGAAGAAACUGGCAUGAUUCUGUAAUUAAAGUAAUGCAUUUACAUAGUUGAUGGAAUCAUUUCUUUUGUUUUGAACUUUCAGUCAUAUAUGGAAGUGUGUCCAUGACCUCUGUGGGCGGACUG
Molecule: messenger RNA, 1012 nt
Organism: Argentina anserina (silverweed cinquefoil)
Lineage: Eukaryota; Viridiplantae; Streptophyta; Magnoliopsida; Rosales; Rosaceae
Exons: 3
Coding region: 10-771 (253 amino acids)
Cellular component (GO): mitochondrial matrix
Source: RefSeq, a predicted model, not a curated record